CUCGGGCCUUUUUCAACAUGGCUGCUGUUCGUUUAUAUUUCAUAGCGCUUUUCGGCAUUACUCUUCGGAUAGCCUUAAUGCAAACUGGGUUAUCUGAAUGGUUAAAGACCAGAAAUGAAAUCUCAACACCCGUUAAUUCAUGGGAAAGAGUUGAAGAGGGAUUUGCUUUGCAAAGUCAGUUUAUUUCUCCAUAUUCUGGAGAUGUGUUUCAUGAGACACCAUUAGCCCUGCGUGGUUUCAAACUUGCUCAGCACUUUCCAUUUGGCGUCAAAGGAUUUUUCAUGAUUAUUGAUAUACUGACUAUGGUUAUUCUUUACAAGAUAUCAUCUGUGUUUGGUCAAUACUUGCUUUCAGAACAAGAUAAAGAAAAAAAAUCUUAUUCACCCAAAUCAAAAACUAUUCAGCUAACACAAGAAGAUGUGAACAUGUUACCUACAAUUGUUUUAGCUGUAUACGUUUUGAACCCAUUUAGCAUCAUGACCACUUUAGCUUUGUCUACCACUGCCAUCUCUAAUCUGAUGGUUCUGCUGGCAUUUUAUUAUCUAAUUCAAGGAGAAAAGCUUCAGUGUCUAUUCUUCCUAGCUUUUUCAACCUACCAGUCACUCUACCCUCUAGUUUUCAUUGUACCAGCAUCCCUUCACUUUUACACGCUUUCACAGCCCAAAUUCUCUGAUUACACUGGUAAGGCGGCAGUUGUAAGUUACUUCAAGACCAGCGGUGUGUUUUCUGUGUUCUUUGCUCUACUGAUAGCAAUCUCUUAUCUCUUGGAAGGAUCAUGGCAGUUUUUAUUGUCUACUUAUGGUUUUAUCCUAACAGUUCCUGAUUUAACACCCAAUAGUGGUGUGUUCUGGUAUUUUUUCACUGAAAUGUUUGAACACUUUCGAACAUUUUUUGUAUGUGUAUUCCAACUCAACGCCUUUGUCUAUACUGUUCCGCUUGCUGUUCGAUUUCCACACAAACCAUAUUUCCUCAUGUAUAUUCUGUUGUUCUUGACCUCAAUUUUCAAGUCCUACCCAAGCUAUGCUGAUGCUGCUUUGUACUUUAGCUUGCUUCCUCUGUGGAGACAUGUCUUUUCAUAUUUGAGGAACUCACUUGUUGUUGGGGGCAUGUACAUCUGCUGUAUUGUUCUAUCUCCAAUUCUGUACCAUCUGUGGAUUUUUGCUGGUAGCGCUAAUGCUAAUUUCUACUUUGCCAUCACCCUUACCUACUCUACAGCUCAGAUAUUUUUAGUCUCAGACCUGUUGUAUGCUUACUUAAGAAGAGAAUACGAUCUAUACCAUGGAACAGAACACAAAAACGCUGAUGGAACAAAAGCUGUUAUUAUUUUAGAAUAAUUUCAUUGGUAAUUUAUUUUGUACAAUGCAUUAUUUCAAUUGUUCAUUAAAAUAAAUUUGAUAUUUUUACUUACAUAAA
Molecule: messenger RNA, 1413 nt
Organism: Physella acuta
Lineage: Eukaryota; Metazoa; Mollusca; Gastropoda; Physidae
Product: phosphatidylinositol glycan anchor biosynthesis class U protein
Biological process (GO): attachment of GPI anchor to protein
Cellular component (GO): membrane; GPI-anchor transamidase complex
Source: RefSeq, a predicted model, not a curated record